Molecule: messenger RNA, 2787 nt
Organism: Hansenula ciferrii
Lineage: Eukaryota; Fungi; Ascomycota; Saccharomycetes; Phaffomycetales; Wickerhamomycetaceae
Gene: UTP21
Product: rRNA-processing protein UTP21
Exons: 1
Coding region: 1-2787 (928 amino acids)
Biological process (GO): rRNA processing
Cellular component (GO): Pwp2p-containing subcomplex of 90S preribosome; small-subunit processome
Molecular function (GO): protein binding
Source: RefSeq, a predicted model, not a curated record
AUGACAAUAGAUCAAGUCAAGAGAAGAAAAGUCAACGAAGUUUCCAAGGCUUCUAAGAAAGGUUCAAAGAUCUUUUCACCAUUUAGAGUUAUUGGUAAUGUUUCUAAUGAUACACCUUUCGCUGUUGGUACUUUAGGUUCAACUUUUUAUAUUGUUACUAGUGUUGGUCGUUCAUUUCAAAUUUAUGAUGCUAAUACUUUACAUUUAUUAUUUGUAUCUCAAACUCAAACUUCUUCCAAAAUUAAUGCCUUAACUGCACAUUUCCAUUAUGUUUAUGCUGCAUAUGAAAAUAAAAUUGGUAUUUAUAAAAGAGGUAAAUUAGAACAUACUUUAGAAGUUGAUCAAGAUGAAGAGAUUAAGAAAAUCAUUGUAUUUGGUGAAUAUUUAGUUGCUACAUCAAGUCAAAAUGUUUUCGUUUUCAAAAAGGCAAAUGGAUUAAAAGUUGCAACUGAAUUUUAUACCAAAAUUCCAAUUUCCUCAAUUAAUGGUGAAAUUAUUGAUUUAAUUCAUCCUCCAACUUAUUUAAAUAAAAUUGUUGUUAUAACUACUUCAAAUAUCAUUGUUUUAAAUAUCCAUUCUGCUAAAGUUUUAUAUACUUCAGAAAUUUUCCCAGAUCAAUUAACAACAAUUGAAUCUGCUCCAGUAUUAGAUUUUAUUGCAAUUGGUAAUGUUAAAGGCCAAGUCAUCUUGUUUAAUGUAAAAAAGGGUAAAAUAUUACAUACAAUUGAAACUGGUGAAGCUAAAGUUAAUUCAAUUUCAUUUAGAACUGAUGGUUCACCUCAUUUAGUUGCUGCAUUAAAUACUGGUGAUUUGUUUUUUUAUGAUUUAGAUCGUAAUAGUCGUAUCCAUGUUUUAAGAAAUGCUCAUAAUGAAUCAUAUGGUGGUGUUGUUAAAGCUCAAUUUUUGAAUGGUCAACCAAUUGUUGUUACAAAUGGUGCAGAUAAUUAUUUAAAAGAAUUUGUCUUUGAUCCAUCAUUAUCUUCAUCAAAUUCUGCAAUUGUUUCACCACCACGUCAUUUAAGAUCAAGAGGUGGUCAUUCUGCUGCACCUUCAUCUGUUAUUUAUGCUGAUCCACAAUCUCAUUAUAUUUUAUCAGCUUCAAGAGAUCGUUCAUUUUGGAGUUUUUCUUUACGUAAAGAUGCUCAAUCACAAGAAUUAUCUCAAAGAUUACAUAAAAAUUCAGAUGGUAAAAGAAUUGCAGGCUCAGUAAUAAGAGAAAAAUUUCCUGAAAUUACAAAUAUGGCAAUUGAAAAUUCAAGAGAAGGUGAAUGGGAAAAUGUUUUAACUUGUCAUAAAGAUGAAAAUUUUGCUCGUACAUGGGAUUCAAAAAAUAAACGUGUUGGUAAACAUAUUUUAAAUACAAUUGAUGGUGGUAUUGCUAAAAGUGUUGCAAUUUCUCAAUGUGGUAAUUUUGGUCUUGUUGGUUCAUCAAAUGGUGGUAUUGGAGUUUAUAAUUUACAAAGUGGUAUUAUUCGUAAAAAAUAUCAAUUACAUCAAAAGGCAGUUACAGGAAUGGCAAUUGAUGGUAUGAAUAGAAAAAUGAUUUCAGUUGGUUUAGAUGGAAUUGUUGGAUUUUAUGAUCUUAGUAAAUCAAAAUAUUUAGGUAAAUUAAAAUUAACUUCACCAAUUACUCAAUUAGUUUAUCAUAGAUCAUCAGAUUUAGCUGCAUUAGCAUUAGAUGAUUUAUCAAUUGUUAUCAUUGAUACAGUUACACAAAAAAUCAUUCGUGUUUUCUAUGGUCAUAAUAAUAGAAUAACUUCAAUGGAUUUUAGUCCAGAUGGUCGUUGGAUUAUAUCAGCUGCAUUGGAUUCAACCAUACGUACAUGGGAUUUACCAACAGGUGGAUGUAUUGAUGGUAUUAUUGUGCCAAAUGUUGCAACAAGUAUUAAAUUUUCACCAUUGGGUGAUUCUUUAGCAACAACUCAUGUUUCUCAAUUAGGUGUUUGUUUAUGGACAAAUCGUUCCCAAUUUAAACCUAUUUCAACAAGACAUAUUGAUGAAGAUGAAUUUACAAAUGUUUAUUUACCAAAUUCUGCAGGUGAAGGUGGUUCAUCAGUUUUAGAUGGUGCAUUAGAUGAUGAAAAAGAUGAUGAUGAAGAACAUUUUACAAAUCAUUAUGAAACUUUAGAUCAAAUUGAUGAAAAUUUAAUUACAUUAUCAUUAGGACCAAGAAGUAAAUUUGAUACAUUAUUGAACUUAGAUAUUAUUAAAAAUAGAAAUAAACCAAAAGAAGCACCAAAAAAACCAGAAAAUGCACCAUUUUUCUUACAAUUAACUGGUGAAAAAGUUGGAGAUGAAGCAUCAAUUAGAGAAGGUCAAAAAUCAUCAAUUUUAAAUAAACCAGAAGAAACAAAUGGUGAAGAUGGUGGAUUAAAUCCAUUAAAACCUGGUAUUAAUACAAAUUUUGAAAGUGAAUUUACAAGAUUAUUACGUGAAGAUUCAUUAAUUGGAGAUUACGAUAAAUUUUUAAAAUUUUUAACAAAUUCAUCACCAGCUAUAACAGAUUUAGAAAUUAAAUCAUUAAAUACUCAACCUCCAUUAACUGAAGUAUCAAAUUUCAUUCAAGCAUUAACUCAAGGUUAUAAAACCAAUUCAAAUAUUGAAUUAAUUGAAGCAUGGAUGAAUAUGUUAUUUAAAAAUCAUGGUGAUGUUUUGAUUAAUAUUAAAGAUGAAAAUGUCGAACAAAGUUUAAAUGAAUGGUAUGAAUCUCAUCAAAAUAAAACUGAAAACUUUGAUGAUCUUGUUAAAUAUUGUUCAGGUGUUAUUGGAUUAUUAACAUCUGUUUAA